CCGCAAUAAGUUUGAAUAGCAAGCCAUUCUCUAAUCAAACCCAUAUCGAAACGAAUCGAAAGCAGUCACUUAAUUUAAAAUGAAGAUUUUUAUAAGUUUAGCAAUUGUGUGUUUAAUUGCCAGUGCAUCAGCUGAUUUUAUAGAAGCAGAAACUUUUUGUAAAAAACAAGAAAAUCUCCUAGGCGAAGAAUUCGAAAAAUUUAAGUAUGGCUGGGAUGAGGCUAAUUUCAGCCUCACUCCUGUCAUGAUCAAUUUUAUUGCCUGUUUCUACGAAAAGGUCGGUUUUAUAAAAAACAAUACUAUCCAGGAAGAUUCUAUAUUACUACAAACCGAUAAUAACGUACGAAGUAGGAAAAUAUUUGUCGACAAUUGUAAGCAUGUUGUGGGCAAGGAUCGGUUAGAAACUGCAUCAUAUUUAUUUAAAUGUUUUCAGAAAAUAAAACUUUCAUCGGAAUAAUGAAUAAUA
Lucilia sericata (common green bottle fly) is the source of this 466-nucleotide messenger RNA. Its product is annotated as general odorant-binding protein 56d-like. The coding region runs from base 80 to 457 and encodes 125 amino acids. The record is from RefSeq and is a predicted model, not a curated record. Lineage: Eukaryota; Metazoa; Arthropoda; Insecta; Diptera; Calliphoridae. Gene Ontology annotation, molecular function: odorant binding. The transcript is spliced from 2 exons.